UUGUGCACCUUUUUUAUUCAGAUAUUAUUUGUAACUUGUAUCCAGAAGAUUGAGUGCAGCAUUUUCCUAUUGCACCUAAAAUUGGGGUUAUGUCCAUAAAACAUGACAGUUCAUUUUUAGGGCGGACUGACCAUUUGGAAACUCGGGCACUGCCCGAAGGCCCAGGGUCAGUAGGGGGCCCCAUGAGAUGCCCCUGGUACCUUUUUCAUAGGCUUUUUUGAGUUUGGGCAAGGACACAGGGGCCCCAUGAUCCCCUAUUGCCCGGGGGCCCUAUGA
Molecule: messenger RNA, 276 nt
Organism: Staurois parvus
Lineage: Eukaryota; Metazoa; Chordata; Amphibia; Anura; Ranidae
Source: the annotation of a GenBank genome assembly